Messenger RNA from Sorghum bicolor (sorghum), 2118 nucleotides. RefSeq names its product indole-2-monooxygenase. The transcript has 3 exons. The record is from RefSeq and is a predicted model, not a curated record. Lineage: Eukaryota; Viridiplantae; Streptophyta; Magnoliopsida; Poales; Poaceae. The coding region runs from base 173 to 1849 and encodes 558 amino acids. Gene Ontology annotation, molecular function: oxidoreductase activity, acting on paired donors, with incorporation or reduction of molecular oxygen; heme binding; iron ion binding.
AGCUGUGAGGUUUCGGACAUUGUUUGUAGUAUCUAUUUUGCCAUCCAACUUUCCACGAUCCACAAAACCACAAACUCUUUAUUAUAUAUAGAAGCCAAAGGUUUGCCAACUUUCCAAACACGAAGGCAGCAGAAACACACCAUUGCAAGCAACCCUGGCUAGUAUAGCAACCAUGUGUCACCUGCUGGAUUUGGCACACCAACUCUCGCACCCGACCUCCUCUUCUCCCUUAGUCGUCGUUCUAGCAAAAUGGCUACUAUUGCUCGUCGUUCCUCUCCUGCUCCUGCUGCACUACUACACCUCCCGGCGGUCAAGCCGCCGUCAUGGCAGCGAUGACGACAAGCAGCUGCUUCCGCCGUCGCCUCCCGGGCUGCCAAUCAUCGGCCACCUUCACCUCGUCGGAGAACUCCCUCACGUCUCCCUCCGCGACCUCGCCACAAAGCAUGCCGGCGGCGGCCUGAUGCUCCUCCGCCUUGGCUCUGUCCCCACCCUCGUCGUGACAUCUCCGCCGGCUGCGGAGGCGAUCAUGCGCACGCACGACCACGUGUUUGCGUCGCGGCCCACGUCCACUGUCAGCGACGACCUCCUGUACGGGUCCUCUGACAUCGCCUUCUCCCCCUACGGCGAGCACUGGCGGCAGGCCAGAAAGCUUGUCACCACGCACCUCUUGACCGUCAAGAAGGUGAACUCAUAUUGCCGUUCCCGCAAAGAAGAGGUGAGCUUGGUGAUGGACAAGAUAAGAGAGGCAGCGACCGCGGGCACGGCCGUGGACAUGAGCACGAUGAUGAACACGUUCGCCAACGACAUCGUGAGCCGCGCCGUGUCGGGCAAGUUCUUCCGAGCAGAAGGCCGGAACAAGCUCUUCCGAGAGCUGGUGGAGGCCAACACUUCUUUGUUUGGAGGGUUCAACCUAGAAGACUACUUCCCAGUGCUGGCGAGGUCGUUAGGUUUCCUUAGCAGAAGGUUUCUGCUCAACAGGGCACAGGAGACGCACAAGAGAUGGGACGAGCUGCUUGAAACCAUACUGAGCGACCACGAGAGAAGAAACUCCUCUCUGCGUCGCCAUGACGGAGGUGACUUCACUGAUCUGUUGCUCUCGGUCCAGAAAGAGUAUGGUAUGACUAGAAAUCAUGUCAAAGCCAUCCUGAUGGACAUGUUUGCUGCAGGCACAGACACGUCAUCCUUGGUCCUGGAGUUCGCCAUGGCUGAGCUGAUGCGCAACCCACAGCAGAUGGCCAAGCUACAAGGAGAAGUCCGGAAGCACACACCAGAGGGGCAGAAAAUGGUGGAGGAAGAGGACCUAGCCAGCAUGCCCUACCUGAGAGCUGUCGUGAAGGAGACGCUGAGGUUGCGCGCUCCUGUCCCGCUGCUCGUCCCUCACCUCUCCAUGGCGGACUGCAUCGUCAAUGGCUACCAUGUCCCCUCUGGCACUCGGGUCAUUGUCAACGCAUGGGCGCUUGGCAGAGACCCAGAGUCAUGGGAGAAGCCGGAGGAGUUCAUGCCGGAGAGGUUCGUCGACGGUGGCAGCGCUGCUGCCGGCGUCGACUUCAAAGGGAACCACUUCCAGUUCCUGCCGUUUGGAGCUGGACGAAGGAUCUGCCCUGGCCUCAACUUUGGGAUUGCUACUGUUGAGAUCAUGCUGGCAAACCUCAUGUACUGCUUUGACUGGCAGCUCCCCAUGGGCAUGGAGGAGAAGGAUGUUGACAUGACAGAGGUGUUUGGAAUCACGGUGCAUCUUAAGGAGAGGCUCAUGCUUGUUCCCAGCCUUCCUUGUGCUGAUGCACCUGGAACUGGUCGUCAGUCGUCACUGCUCCAUGCAAGCUCGUCGCGCACAAAUGAUUUGGAGUAAAGAUCGAACUGCAGACGUUGUAGUGCACGAGCACAAUGCACACAGAUGAAGUGAACUAGCUAGCUAGCUAGAAUCUAUAUAUGGAUGGUUUGGUGCUUGGACUCAAUGUAUAUUGUAUAUGGUAAUAGUAGUGUAAUGGUAACUCUAUCUGGAAUCUGAUAAAAAUAAGUACACUGGUAUUUUGAAGGGAAAAAAAAUCUCUUUGUUGUAGAGAUUUCAUCUAAUGUUUUUGUGGAGCUGCCGGCAAGAGCUUUCCGGAGCAUUGUUCA